This is a messenger RNA of Paraglomus brasilianum, 1827 nucleotides long. NCBI's taxonomy places the organism in Eukaryota, Fungi, Glomeromycota, Glomeromycetes, Paraglomerales, Paraglomeraceae. The record is from the annotation of a GenBank genome assembly.
AUGUCAUUACAAGAGGAAGGCAAUUUGGAAAACUAUCUAAUCGAGAAGGCUGGUGCCGAUAUCGAAAUAAAACAAAAGGCUACAAAGCAGAUUAUGUUUAUAAAGAAGAGACUCAAUAUACCAAAUUCAUACACAAUAGGAUUAUACCACCCAUAUGUUGAUUCAGCAUUAGCCGAAGUUCGCAGUCAAAAGUAUGACUCAAGGAUAAAACAUCUCAAGCUGUACAGCCCUGAAUUGGAAAUCGAAUUUAGAAACACGGGAAAACUGGGCUUUGCAACCGAAUACGAAUUCCGCUGGCAGGACGAGCGUUAUAUUUGGCGAAAAGGCCCGCUAAACAAGGAGCUCGAAUGUAAAAUGAUGCCCGAACGAGGGCCAGGUAUUGGCGUUGCAAUAUUCCAUCCAAAGAAGAAACUAAGUCAAUUGGGUAUCGUAACCGUGAUGUAUUUCAACAUGGAUAGGCUGGAUGUGUCGGAUAAGAAAGGACUGGAAUACGUAAUAUUGAUUUCUUUGUUAUCGAUAUUGGACAGAGGAGACGGAAUUUUUACGCGAAAACACAAUGUCUCGACUAGCAUGCCCGCUCAAGUCUCUCCUACUGUUGGUAGUCCUCGAGAGAAAGAACGACCUCAGGAAACCAAGAAACUAGAGAAAAAGUCAAAGAGCGAUGAAAAUGUAGCAACAGAGUUGGCAGAGAAAGAGGCAGCAGAAGCUAAUGUUGAAACGGAAAAAAGAAUUAGAGAGGCGAGAGAACAAGAGAGACGAGAUAAAGAAUUAGCCAAGAGAUUGGCCGAGUUGGAACUUGAUGACGAUGGAGCAAUCGAAAGACAGGAACACAAUCCUGCUCAACCCAUUCCUGCUCAACCCAUUCCUGCUCAACCCAUUCCUGCUCAACCCAUUCCUGCUCAACCCAUUCCUGCAACUUAUCCUGCCAUGCCCUACACAAACGACACUUCAGGACAACCUUAUCCGAGUGCGCGAUUUUCCAUGUUUUCCGAGCAAAGCAGUCCUCAAUAUAAUAACUUUAAUAAUCGUCCGUCGACGUUUUAUGAUGCAACGGCGAUCGAUUACAGUCGCAUGACACAAGGAUUUCCGAGUGUGGUGGGUAAUGGAACCAGUGCACCUCCUAAUGUAUACUAUCCGAAUGGAUACAGUGGAUACAAUGAUGUAAGGAAUGGUGGAUACAGUGAUGUAAGGAAUGGUGGAUACGCUAAUAUUUACCCUGCCACCGCCGAUCCAUUUUCCGAUGUGUCUGCCUAUACAGUGAAUAGUUCUGUAUACCCUUCAGAUAGUUCGUCCAUACCAUCUUCCGCCACAUCUUCAUCGGCGUACAAUUAUAAUACGCAUGCGACACAUCCUUCGUUGGCACCAAUAAUUACAAACCCAGCAAUAUUAAAAGUGGCUCAACCAUUGCAUCGUAGCGCAACAACAACGAGCAGAUCGAGCGCCGGGUCGACCAAUUCGUUACAUAGAACAUUGACAAUGACCAGCAGGGGGUCGCCAUCCCCGGCAUCAGAGAAUAGCUCCCAAAGCGUAGACGGGCCGAGCAAUUAUUUCGAAGAUGCCUAUAUAUAUCCGGCUCAGCCGAUAGUAGCUCCGCUAGACCCAAUAGCAUCGUCACCAUUUGCUGAAUCCAGGGGUCACACCGAAAUUUCAUAUGAUGGUCCACGAAGUGCGAAAAAUGAAGGAUUCGUGCGAGUGGACUUGCCAAUGUCUCCAACAGAUAGUAGCUACGAUGCUCCAAGAGUUAAAGGAUUGAAUAUUUCGCGAGUGGGAAUGAACGGUGAACGACCUCCGGUAUUAAUGCCUGAGCCAACUAUAGGUACGCCAUGA